GCACUCCGGUAUGCUGUAUGUCGCGGCUUCUGAGACGAGGUUAAUGAAGUCUGCAUUUACAAGCUUUAUUUAGGCCCUAAAGCAAGAAGGGAAAAUGGCUUCACUACUCCGUGGCAUUCUUGGACCGAGGCUGUAUAGAGUGAACUCUCAUGGAACGAUUAAGGGUCAUGACUACCAAUCCAAUGCAAUUGAGAAACACAGUGACAAUAUAAUAAAGCUGAUUUCAUUUUGCUGGUCAUUCGGAUACUACACAUCUCCAAUAAUUAUUGGCAUCUUGUAUCGACGAGGUUACUUUAGCCUCGAUGGAGCAUUAAGUCUGGGAAAGUUUGGUGGGAUGAUGUUAAUUGCACUAUGUGGAGCCUUUUACGUCAGAGGCCUGGGAAGAGCUUACAGUCCAGAGUAUGGGGUUUUCAUCACUUUACUAGAUGAGAUAAGUAGGAAUGGACAGAGUGAGAAUAGGAAAGAGUUGCAGUUCUAUGAUUUUGACUUCUCUGCUUGGCCAGUUGAUUAUCAGUGGAACAAAAGUGGCAGCCAGCCGCUGUGGAAGAACCAGUCUUCAGGUUCACAGAGGUCCCGGGGUGCUGUGGAAUGGCUUGGCGGGUUGCCAUGCCAACUGCUGAGUUACCUUGCCAUUCAUAGCUUUGGAUGCAGGAUAGUCUAUCCAGGGAGUACCGCUCUGCUCAAUGCAGCCAUAAGUUCCCAACUUCUUCUUGGAAGGAUGAAGCUCAUUGAGAAGGAUCAUGGGAAGAGGUCAAAGGUCAGAACAAAAGAUGGCAACUCAAUCGAUACCAUGUUCGUUGACAGGAGGCUCAAGACAGCAUUUCCAAACGGUCAAAAACUGGUUAUUACAAGCGAAGGUAAUGCUGGCUUUUAUGAAAUAGGAUGUAUGGAAACACCCCUAAAAGCUGGAUAUUCAGUGCUAGGAUGGAACCACCCAGGCUUCGGAGGAAGUACAGGUUCCCCAUUUCCAGAGACUGAAGGCAAUGCCAUUGCAGCAGUUAUGCAGUAUGCAGUAGAUGAGCUUGGCUUUGCCUACGAUGACAUCAGUCUAUUUGCAUGGUCAAUUGGAGGAUUCGCUACUUCAUGGGCUGCCAUGAAUUAUCCACAGAUUUCCUUUGUUAUUGUAGAUGCAACAUUUGAUGAUCUUAUACCUCUUGCUAUCGCUAAGAUGCCACCAAGUUUGUCAAAUUUUGUUUCAUCAACAAUAAGGACAUACAUGAAUAUGAAGAUUGCAGACAACCUUAGCAAUUACAAGGGCCCUCUUAGGAUAGUGAGAAGAACAAAGGAUGAGAUCAUUAUAACAUCCGAACUUCCUGAUGUAGCAUAUAAUAGAGGGAAUGAUCUCCUAAUCAAGAUCUUACAAUCAAGAUAUCCAAAGUUGUUAGACGAUGAAGUAACAAAGGUUUUAAGGCAAUUCCUCAGCAUUUCAGAUCAACUUAGCAUGUUAUCAAUGUAUUCGGCGUUUGAAGUAGAUGAUUCUGCAUGCUUACGUGUUCUCAAGGAGUAUGCUGAGAAGCACUCUACCAAGCUCCCUAUGCUCAUAGGUGAUGAUAUGAAUCAUUCAAGGAAGGUGCAAUUAGCUUUGUACUUGAGUACCAAGUACAUGACAGAUUUUGACUCCACCCACUGCACACCUCUACCAGCAUCGUACUUCCUACCUCCAUGGAAUCUAGACGAUGAGAUGAAAUGAUCACACCCCACCCUCAACCUUCCCUUUCCCUCCCCUUCCCUUUCCCCUCUUCUCUUGUUGCUUCUCAUUUGUUUCCUCACCUUGCCUCUCUUACUUUCUGGAAAAGUGGAGUUCUGGUGGGGGGGGAUCAUCAACAAUUUUCAUCUGACAACUAUUCAUGGUACCACGGAGGUGCUAUAACCAAGUGGUCUAAGACACCUGACUAAGAUGUGAAAGUCUAGGGUUCAAUUCCCAGCCACAGCACUUAUGCACCUUGAGAAAGGCAUUUUAUAUCCUACAUUAAUAGAAAUUGAAAUGAUCCAAGCAUGCGUUGUUGGUACCAGUGUGUGUAAGUGUUUAUUUGAACCAAACAAAAGGGAUCUUGAUUUUCUGAGGAGCACAGAUGUCUGACUUUUAUAAUCAUUACAACUUGUCAGUCACCUGGUCACAGGUGUGAUCACCUGAUCACAGGAUUGAAGGAAAAAAUCUGGGGGGGGGGGUGGUGUGCUUCACAAAGAUUUAAGUAUGACUUAGAGUCGCACUUAAAUGCCUAGUUGUAUGCGUUAUAAAAGGCAUUGGUCAGAUCAUGACAAGAGGACGCGCAUUAUUGCGUAUUGAUCAAUAAGAUUUCAUGUUGCAUAUCAUGUACGCGUUGGCAUUUAAGUGCGACUCUACUUUAAUCUUUGUGAAACACCCCCUCGUUUUGUUUAUGAUGAUGGUAAUGAAGCAAACACUCGUCAGACAACUAUAUGGGAUGACACAGAUACUGUCCAUAGCUCCUGCCAUAUUUGUGAUACAGAUAUUCAAAAUGCAGUCCAUUGUACAGCUUAGCAAGAAAGAAAACAGUGAAGGUAGUCUACCCAACUGAGAUUUUGUGAUACAGAGAUACCAACUAUUGGCCCCUUUUGCAAUAUUAUGGUACUUCAGGAUUCUUAGAAAUAAAUCCCUUUCCUCCAAAUUUUACAGAAAAGUUGAUUUUUUUUCUUCUCCCAAGUACAUGUUCUUAUCCUCCUUCAAAUAAAUGCACUUUGCUUGAUGGGACUGGCAUAUCCCUGUUGAUUGAAAUUGUAAAAUUGACUCUAAAAUGUACUUUGAAUUUGAAUAGAACCUUGUUGUGGAUAUCAUGCUUAAAUUAAUUCUAUUUUUACUUUAACCACCGAUAAGUCAGUGUUUUUCACUUUUGUGCAAUGAUUAAUGCAUGUACAGAUUAGCAUAUUUCAUACAUGUACUUGAUGUUUCAUCAAGUUAAAGUAGAAUUUUUUUCAUGACGAGUUGUGAAUGAGAAACUUAAGAACAGGGAUAUAAGUAGAAUGAUACAUGUAGAUGAUUUCCAUGUAGUGUUGUUCAAUUAAAAUGUAUGCAAUCGAAAGAAAUGUAGGUACAUGUAUAUCUAUUGAAAUACAUCUAGAUAGUUUGUUGAUAGAAAAUAACAUGGUUAUAAAGUGUUUUAUGUGAUCAUAGAAACAAUGAUUGCGAUAAUUGUCUGAUCAUGUAUAGUGUAUUUUGACAUAAAGUGUUUACUGGUUGUCAGGGAAGGGGGGGGGGUACUUAGUAUAAUUUAGAAAAUCAUAGAAAUUCAUAUUUUUCCCCAUUCCGGAGACCCUCAAAUUUGGGAUUUCUAGUUCCAGUGCCCACUCAUACUCAGCGCAGCACAGUAGCAAAUUGCCAUUGACUCUGCAUUCAUGGACAGCCAGCCAAAGCUAGCUCUGCACACCGAUUCGGAGACUGCUGAUUGGUUAUCGUGCAGAAGCGUCACGUCCAAUUUCAUGCAUAUUCAUGCAAUGCUCUGAAACACGGAAUUUGUAUGCCGUUCCAGAGCAUUGCAUUUUGAGCAAUCAUUGAUCCUAGAGCAGUUCCAGAGACGCCCAUUUCAAGACCAAAGUUUAGUUCCAGAGCCCCCUAUUGUCGUUUUUGGUGCGGCAUGUAGGGGAAUGGCCUCUGAUAUUGCAGGACAUUUAGUCGACUGUUACUAGUGCCAGGGCAUUUUGUUGGGAGAAUAAUUACUUGGCCAUAUUUCUUUUCCCAUGAUAUUUUUUUCCUUCUUUCAUCUUUUCCUUUUUGGUCUUGCUCUUCUUUUCCCUUCUUUUCUAUGUACCUGAAAAAAAUGGGAGGGGGCAGUUGCCCCUCCCCUUUGUCCCCUGUAGUACGCCCCUGAUUGGUCAAAGUAUAAAGCAUUGUUGUGGAUGCUGUUUUAUUUAAUAGCUCAUUCAAUCAUAUUUACAUUGCAAAAUGCUGUUUGAAAUACAUUUUAUGUGUUUUCUUUUCAUAAUUUUAUCAAGUCUGUGUAGUGGUAGACUUGAGAGAAAUUCUUAUGGUGGUGCAUGUUUUUUAUUGCUGUUAUGCAAAAUAAGGGCCAAAUGAUUGUAUGAUAGUAAUUACAAUGUUCCCAUACAAAGCACGAGUAGUACAAAAAGAAAUAUAUUACAUAUUUUAAGUCAUUUCUCCUUUUUCAUAGUGGCUUGCAACCGCCACUUCACAAAUGCACCGUAAGUGGUGCAUGCGCCACUGAGUUUUACAUUAUUUUCUACAAGUUAAUGGGUAUUGUAUAUACACUGUAGUUCAUUCAUUUGUGAGUGUAUUGAAGUAAAUUAAAGGAAAUGAAUAUUGUGAAUAUGA
Molecule: messenger RNA, 4285 nt
Organism: Lytechinus pictus (painted urchin)
Lineage: Eukaryota; Metazoa; Echinodermata; Echinoidea; Temnopleuroida; Toxopneustidae
Product: phosphatidylserine lipase ABHD16A-like
Exons: 19
Coding region: 95-1690 (531 amino acids)
Biological process (GO): phosphatidylserine catabolic process; monoacylglycerol catabolic process
Cellular component (GO): endomembrane system
Molecular function (GO): glycerophospholipase activity; monoacylglycerol lipase activity
Source: RefSeq, a predicted model, not a curated record